AGAAUUGAAAACAAAAAUAGUGUUUGUGAUUGACAAAAAUUAAGAUUAGAAGUAAGAAUAUAUUGAAAAUUUCUAUAAAUGAAAUUUCAAAUUUUCUUAAUUGUGACUUGGAGUAGUAAAGGAAAUUUAAUAUGGUACCUGAAAAACAAAGGUGGUCUGUUUUUAUUAAUGAGGUUCUAAUUUAUGCAAAGCUUCAAUAAAUAAUUAAUGCGAAAAUUGCUCCUUCGUAAAUACGGAUUAGCUGCUUCAUUCAUCGGCUUGUCCGAAACUGCUAAAAGCGUUGAAGCAUCCUCACAUCAAAUCACUGUCUCUGUUCCUCCUUCUCCCUCUUACUCAGUCUGAUCCCACGGCUUCACCACCCUGACGCACAUCACAACGCUGCAUCUGCAGUUCCAAACGCAACCCCCCUCGGUUUCAUUGGCUCCCUGUGGCUAAUGCUGAGCUUGGGAUUGCGAGAGAAUUGUGAGCGGCGGUGAUCAAUACAAUGCGGUUGUUUCCCUCGAGCUCCAGCUCGAGCUCGGGUGCGACAACGAAGGGGCAGAGGAGUGGAGGAGGCAAUCGAGCUAUGCUGUACCUCAAUGUGUAUGAUCUCACGCCUAUAAAUAACUAUCUCUACUGGUUUGGGCUCGGCAUCUUCCACUCGGGUAUUGAAGUGCAUGGUUUGGAGUAUGGAUUUGGAGCCCAUGAGUACUCAACUAGUGGGGUAUUUGAGGUGGAACCAAGAAGUUGUCCUGGGUUUAUUUUCAGACGAUCGGUGCCACUGGGUAGCACUGACAUGUCUCGUUCAGAAUUUCGGUUAUUCAUGGAGCACAUUUCCGGGAAAUAUCAUGGGGACACUUACCAUUUGAUUGCGAAGAAUUGCAACCAUUUUACUGAUGAAGUCUGUAUGCGUCUCACCGGAAAGCCUAUUCCUGGAUGGGUGAAUCGGCUGGCUCGAGUAGGUUCCUUCUGCAACUGCUUGCUGCCAGAAAGUAUUCAGAUUACAGCAGUCAGACAUCUACCUGAUCACCCAUCAUAUUCUGAAGAUGGAUCAGAUUCGGAUGCGUCAACUGCAACAGCUGGGAGUGAAGAGGAGGAGCUAGAUCAUCACCUGCUCACAUCACCAAAUGGCGAUGUUGCAUUUCUAAAGGAAAAGCCAGUGAGGCUAGCUAGGGAGCUCCUUUGAUUUUUCGCCAUCAACUCCCUUGCAUUGUUGUCUUGGGUCUUUCUGUUGUUUGUACUAGCUAGUGUGUGGCCUCAAAAGUGUAUAAAAAAACAUGUAAUUCUGGUUCAUUGGUUUGAGAGCUGUGUUGUAUCUUCCCAAGUUCACAGAGAUGCCCAAGACUUGGUUGUUUCCUAAUGUUGCUUCUAAAUCUACGAUAGCUUUAUUGUUUGCCCCCUCUUGCAAGCUAUGUAUGAUGUUAUGUAUAGUGCGGUUGCAGUUUCAGUUAACCAUUAGUGAUUGAUUCGCAA
Messenger RNA from Malania oleifera, 1452 nucleotides. RefSeq names its product deSI-like protein At4g17486. Bases 485 to 1165 code for a protein of 226 amino acids. Gene Ontology annotation, biological process: protein deubiquitination. The transcript is spliced from 5 exons. Lineage: Eukaryota; Viridiplantae; Streptophyta; Magnoliopsida; Santalales; Ximeniaceae. The record is from RefSeq and is a predicted model, not a curated record. Gene Ontology annotation, molecular function: deubiquitinase activity.